Molecule: messenger RNA, 2418 nt
Organism: Vigna angularis (adzuki bean)
Lineage: Eukaryota; Viridiplantae; Streptophyta; Magnoliopsida; Fabales; Fabaceae
Product: ARM REPEAT PROTEIN INTERACTING WITH ABF2
Exons: 19
Coding region: 107-2215 (702 amino acids)
Molecular function (GO): protein binding
Source: RefSeq, a predicted model, not a curated record
CUUUAGUGGUUUCUUUCGAAAUCGAGAUUUCCCUCCCACUCUGUUCCCAUCUUCUACCUUCUGUUUUUCUUUCAUUAUUAUUUUUUUUUUCUCUUUUCAAGAUUCAAUGGAAAACCCUCACCCUGAGUCAAGGUGUUUGAAGCGUAAGCCUGAAGGAGAUCUAAGCCAGGACCAGACAGAUUCAAAGGGGCCGUGCCUCUCCUCAAAGAUCCGGAAGAAGGUUCUACGUCAGGUUUCUCUCCUUAAUUCAACUGCCUCAGACUGUGUCACCGUUAAGAGAGUCAUUUACAACCUAUCUGUACUUGCGGAAAAAGAGGAUCUUGCAGAUACUUUGAUUGAUUGUGGUGUUGUCCAUGCUCUGGUGAAACAUCUUCAACUGUCAGAUGCAGGGAAUGAUGAUGAUAUUAACCGGGAUAAAUGUUAUGAUGACGAAGUUACCAUGCAUGAGCAGUUUGAGGUGGCCAAAGGAUGUUCGCUCAUCAUUGAGCUUCUGGCCAUCAAACAAGAGCAUCAGGACCUCAUUGUAGGUGUCGGAGUCUUGCCUUGUCUAGUAGAAUCUUUAAAGAGACACAAGAUCUGUACUAUUUCUGAACCACUAGUUUAUCUUUUAAAGAGAGCAGCUGAUGCAAUAACAAGCUUAGCUCAUGAAAAUGAUGACAUCAAGACCCGUGUCAGGAGGGAAGGUGGUAUACCUCUUUUGGUUGAGUUGCUUGAAUUCAAUGAUGUUAAAGUGCAGAGAGCAGCUGCACGGGCCUUGCGAACUCUUGCAUUUAAAAAUGAUGGCAAUAAAAAUCAGAUAGUUGAAUGCAAUGCAUUACCCACUCUUGUACUAAUGCUUGGAUCGGAGGAUCCUAAAUUACAUUCUGAGGCGAUUGGUGUAAUUGGAAAUCUGGUCCACUCUUCGCCAAAUAUCAAGAAAGAUGUUCUUUUAGCUGGUGCUUUACAACCUGUCAUUUGUUUACUCAGUUCCUGUUGUUCGGAGAGCAAAAGAGAAGCAGCCCUUUUACUUGGUCAGUUUGCCACGAUAGAUUCAGAUUGCAAGGUUCAUAUUGCCCAACGAGGGGCUAUUCCACCAUUGGUUGAUAUGCUGAAGUCUUCUGAUGCCGAGCUUCAGGAAAUGUCAUCUUUUGCACUUGGGAGGUUGGCACAGGACUCGCACAAUCAAGCUGGUAUUGUUCAAAGUGGAGGUAUAGAGCCUCUGCUUAAACUUCUUGACUCAAAGACGACGCUUGUCCAACAAAAUGUUGUUUUUGCUCUCUAUGGUCUUGCUGAUAACGAGGACAACGUUGUUUGUAUUAUUAAGGCUGAUGGCUUUCAAAGACUGAAAGCUGCAAAUUUCAAGAAUCAACAAACUGUAGAGUGUGCAAUGAAGGCGUUAAAAAGAUUAGAGGAAAAGACUCAAGGGCGAGUGUUGAAACACCUAAUACGUCUUAUGUGCUACCCUGAAGAAAAGGUUCAAAGACGUGUAGUUAUUGCUCUUGCGUAUUUAUGUUCUCCUCGUGAUAGUAAAACUAUAUUCAUUGACAAUAGAGGGUUAAAUUUGCUGCUGGACAUGCUUAAAUCAACAAACGUAAAGCAGAAGGGUGAUGCUUCAGCUGCGCUUCACAGAAUAGCUGCCAAAGCCCAUUCUUCUGUUGUCUCCCUUUUUGAACUUCCUCCUCGAUCACCAAGUCUACAGAUGUACUUGGGCGAGGAAUAUGUGAACAAUUCAAAACUUUCUGACGUUACAUUUCUAGUUGAAGGUAGAAGCUUUUAUGCUCAUAGAGCUUGUUUAGUUUCUUCAGACAUAUUUCGUGCUAUGUUUGAUGGCAGUUAUAGGGAGAGGGAAGCAAACAAUGUACUUAUUCCAAAUAUAAAGUGGGAUGUCUUUGAAUUGAUGAUGAGAUUUAUAUACACUGGAUCGGUAGAUGUCAGUGUGGAUAUGGCUAAGGAUCUCCUCAAAGCGGCAGAUCAGUAUCUUCUAGACGGUCUUAAGCGUAUUUGUGAAUGUGCUAUUGUUCAGGAAAUUUCAUUGGAAAAUGUUGUACAACUGUACAAGAUGGCUGAAGACUUCAAUGCUACUUCAUUAGGAAAUGCAUGCAUACUGUUUAUGUUGGAGAAAUUUGAUGUACUGAGUCGUGAACCAUGGUAUAGUACCGUGAUACAUCACGUUCUUCCAAACAUAAGCAUGUUCUUCUCAAAUUUACUUGCCAAAUCUCAUCCAGCUGACUUGUGAGGACUUCUAGAUUUGAACCAAUGUAACAAAACUGUAAUUGUUAGUUCGAUAUCGAAGGCUCAGUGAUGGUUAUUUCGAGGGAGGAGGUUAAUUGGGUAUAAUCGGAUCAUUCUUUUUUUAGUGUAUGCAGUGGGGGAAUAGUAAUUUUUGUUUGAGUAACAUAUUAAUUUAUUAUUUUUACAGUCAUGAACUCUUCACCUCAA